Messenger RNA from Funneliformis geosporum, 399 nucleotides. Lineage: Eukaryota; Fungi; Glomeromycota; Glomeromycetes; Glomerales; Glomeraceae. The record is from the annotation of a GenBank genome assembly.
AUGACUGACGACGACUGUUUAUCACCAAAGAAAAAGGAGUUAAGGAGUUUUGCCUAUAGCCAAAUAACUCAGUUACCAGUCUAUCCAGCUUUAUUUUCCUGUGAAGAAUUUGUCAAAGCGGCUUUAUUUUCCUGUGAAGAAAUUGUCAAAGCGGGUAAUGAUGGACCAGUGUCUAUCCAGCUUUUUUUUCCUGUAAAGAAAUCGUUAAAGCGGGUAAUGAUAGAUAGGUGGUCUUUGAAGUUCAACCAGGUUAUCCUUGAAGGUCAUUAUACCGAGUUAUCGGAAAUUGUCAAAGUGGGUAAUGAUGGACCAGUGGUCUUUGAAGUUAGCUUUAGAGGUCAUUAUACUGAGUUAUAUGGGAUUAAAGGGCUUCAUUUUAUCUUGCCUGCACUGCUUUAG